Molecule: messenger RNA, 1554 nt
Organism: Drosophila suzukii
Lineage: Eukaryota; Metazoa; Arthropoda; Insecta; Diptera; Drosophilidae
Source: RefSeq, a predicted model, not a curated record
AAUUGUCUAACAUUGUAAAAACAUUUUGAUUAAUGUGAAAAGCAUCCGUGCAUCCCCGCCAACCUAAUUGGCCUGGCUCCCAUAUUAGCGGCAGUUGGUGCAGUCGUCAAGCUCGACAUUGACCCACUUUCGGGUUACAUUUUUGGCAGAAACGUGGUUUUGGCCAAAAAACAGCUUUGGGUGAGAGCUUCCACCGCUCGGUUCAGGUCAAUGCACAUGAGUCGCCGAGUGUAACAUGGUUUUUUCUUCGCCAUUGUUGUGCCAUGUGGGCGAUUAUACUGAUGAUGAUGAGGCUGGCUAUGCCGGUGGCUCGAGUGGGCGGCCUGAAUUACCAUAUCAAAACAAUGCCCUGGAAAAAUUCGAGCCAAUAAAAAAGGGCAUUAUGCAAUAUCUAGCCGGUAUCUGGCUGCCUUCUAAGGGAAUAGCAACCAAUUUGCCAAAUGCGAGUUGGAUUUUUUUCGCAAACGGGCAAGGUGAUAAGUUGGGGCGUGCUCCGCAUUAGAGGAUUAGUUUGUGCCCAUCCCGCCGAGCGUGCAGAAGUCAUUCAGCAAUCGAAUCGCGUUCCCAACAUGCAAUUGUUCCUUCUACUCCUUCUGGGAGCCUUGGGCUAUUCGUUGGCCUAUCAACGCAGCUACAGUUACGAGUAUCCCCGCAGAAGGGCCUAUUCACCAUCGUACUCCAGCAAUUCGUACAGCUCCCUAAGCGGUCGAAAGGCCAAGAAGGAGAUCACCACCAAUAAAUCGGACAAGGAGAAUGCCAAGUUCGCAGGGGCCUCCAAUCAGGAGUUGGACGACGUGGGUGAUGAACGCACCCUGCUGCUUAAAAAGAAACUCAAGAGGUUGGCGAGGCCCUACCUGGGAGGAUAUGGUGGAUACGGCGGAUACGGAGGAUAUGGUGGAUAUGGCGGUUAUGGAGGAUACGGCGGUGGUCCCUGCUCUCCAUUUGGCCGCGAUGCCAAGGGCGGGCAGAAGGAUCCCGAUGAGCAGGGUCGCUUUCUGUUCGACGUGAAUGUGGUGAAAGUCUAUCCGGGAGGUUGUCGCGGCUAUGGAGGAGGUGGACUCGGAGGAUUUGGUGGCCCCGGCGGAGGCCUCCUGUCAGAUCCCCUGCCACCUGUUCAACCCAUUCCAGUGCCAGUGCGUCCUUAUGCACCCUUUGCCACCUGGCUGUCGCUCUUUGCCCCGGGAAUUUUGAACUCUGCAACGGUGCCCGGGGUACCAAUAAGAGAUCCCCUCCGGGAUCCCAUUCGCCCCCCUGGGGAUGCGCAGAGCGAUCCUGAAGUGGAUCCCAACUAUGCGGCACCAGUGCGACGACCCGUUCCCAAUCGUGUGUAUUACGAUUCUGCCGGAGCGCCUCCUGUGACCCCUGCUCAAUUGGUUGGAGGCGUGGCCACUACGGUAAAUGGUAUCAUUCAGCAGUUGACUGGUCAAGUGCAGCCAGUUUACCAAACGGGAGGUUAUCGGUCCAGGGAUCAGCGGAGCAGUUAUGGAUAGUCGUUUAAAUUCGAGUUUUUAUAUAGCGAUAUGUAUAUUUUUAGUGUAAAUAGUUUUUAAGGAA